This is a messenger RNA of Marmota monax (woodchuck), 1168 nucleotides long. It is a transcript of the gene Ucn3, whose product is annotated as urocortin 3. Gene Ontology annotation, cellular component: extracellular region. Gene Ontology annotation, molecular function: hormone activity; corticotropin-releasing hormone receptor 2 binding. The record is from RefSeq and is a predicted model, not a curated record. Gene Ontology annotation, biological process: adenylate cyclase-activating G protein-coupled receptor signaling pathway; hormone-mediated signaling pathway; cellular response to nutrient levels. The transcript is spliced from 2 exons. Bases 252 to 755 code for a protein of 167 amino acids. Lineage: Eukaryota; Metazoa; Chordata; Mammalia; Rodentia; Sciuridae.
AGCACGUCUGGAAUUACUAUCCACCCAGUGAUCUGUCACUUUUAUAUAGAUACACAAGGGAGUGGAGCGGUUUCCAUAGAGAGGGAGGAUCACAGCCCACUUAGGAACAAUACCGGAGGAGAAGGAGCCCCGACCCCAGAGCAGGCAGAAGUUCCAGGGAUGUGCCUGGGGCAGAUCUCCUGGCCCUGAAGCUGCACCCACCACCCUGAGAGCUUCACCCACUCCAGAGUGAAGUCCACUCACAGGGAGAGAUGUUGGUGCCAGCUCACUUCCUGCUUCUCCUGCUGCUGCUCCUGGGGGACCCGGGGGCCGGCCUCUCCUAUAAGUUCUACAGAGCCAGGCCCGUCUUCAACUGCCUCAGUACAGCACGAGCUGAGGUCAAGCAGAGCCAGUGGGAGGACAUGGCCCCGCUGAGCAAGAGGAGCUUCCACUACCUGCCCAGUCAAGACCCGUCUUCAGGAGAAGAGAAGGAGGAGGAGGAGGAAAAGCAGGACAAGGACAAAAGGACUUUCCCAGGCUCUGGGGGUGGGGGUGGAGCUGGAAACACCCGGUACAAAUACCUGUCCCAAACCCAGCACAAGGGGAAGCUGUACCAGGACAAGACCAAGAGCGACCGGCGCACCAAGUUCACCCUGUCCCUGGAUGUUCCCACCAACAUCAUGAACAUCCUCUUCGACAUCGCCAAGGCCAAAAACUUGCGGGCCAAGGCAGCUGCCAAUGCCCACCUGAUGGCGCAGAUUGGGCGGAAAAAGUAGCAGAAGAGGCUGGACAGGACGGCAGCACACCAGGCACAGAGGUGGGGGACAGGGACACUGGAGGCUUGUAUUUCACAGGCUGCUUCAUUGCUGAGCCCCUCUGAUCCUUCCUGCUGCCAACCCAGUCUCCCUUCUCCUCUGUACAUAAGCACAGAAGUGCAGUAUUGUCUAACCUUCUCAGAUGUCGGAGGUUAAAGUCUCCCCUGUACUCUGUCUCCUUUCUCCUUCCCCAUGGCAAGAGGCACAGCUCUCCCACUCCUCUCCAAGCUCCUCCCUGUUGACCCCAGGCCUGAGGAGAGAGCAUCCCAGGCUCCUCUCCCGCCCCCACAUCAACCCUGCCACAGCAGAGACCAGGAGAUGCACUGUCCACCUUCCUUACUUUCUCACCCCAUUAAAACCAGUGGCUUCUUGAA